This is a messenger RNA of Ramularia collo-cygni, 828 nucleotides long. RefSeq lists its product as uncharacterized. Lineage: Eukaryota; Fungi; Ascomycota; Dothideomycetes; Mycosphaerellales; Mycosphaerellaceae. Gene Ontology annotation, molecular function: S-adenosylmethionine-dependent methyltransferase activity. Bases 1 to 828 code for a protein of 275 amino acids. The record is from RefSeq and is a predicted model, not a curated record. The transcript is spliced from 2 exons.
AUGGCUCACAUUCACUCCGCAGAUAAGUGGGACAAGCAUUCAUCCAAAUGGGCAUCCUCAGUCCAAAAUUUGACACGCAAACCCUGUGAAGCCCUCCUACAACUAGCGACCUCCAUUCUUCCCAUAAGCUCUUCCUCUCGUAUCCUCGACAAUGGUGCCGGCAGCGGAAUGUUCACCAACAUUAUCCUCACACAAUACCCCUCAGCCACAAUCCUCGCCGCCGACCUCUCUCCCGCAAUGCUCAACUCUCUCACCCAAAACAUCCACGGACCCAAUCWCCAAACCGUCGUGGCAGACGCCAUGGAUCUCCAAGCCGCCGGCCUCGAAGACCAAUCUUUCACGCACGCCAUGGGAACAUUCUUCCUGAAUUUCGUCCCAGAUCCCAUCAAGGCCAUUUCCGAAAUGCAACGCGUCACGAAAUCCGGAGGCAUCGUUGCGAUUGCGACAUGGAGUCGCGUCGACUAUGUUCCCAUAUGGCAGAAAGCAGUGCGAGAAACCGUGGAUGAGAAGUGGAUUCCUCCUGCGUUUUUCCAUCCCCAAUCGACGGAAUUGGAGGAUGUCAAGGGAAUUUUCCAGGGACUUGGAAUGCGGGAUGUUCAGGCCCAGUCAUUUGCGUGUCGGCAUGCGCAGAAAGAGAGUCCUGAAGCGGCGGUGGAUGAGUUUUUGAAUUUGGGGAAUCCGACCACGAUGCUUCUUAUGGAGGGGUUUAGUGAGGAGCAGAUUCAGAUGAUACGUCCUGCGUUUGUGAAGGCGUAUAGGGAGGAGCAUGAUGGGGUGGAGAAGGCGCAUGAGGAUCUUGCUGUGUUUGUUGUGGGAACGGUCGUUUGA